This is a messenger RNA of Diceros bicornis minor, 3550 nucleotides long. RefSeq names its product mitochondrial elongation factor 2 (gene MIEF2). The record is from RefSeq and is a predicted model, not a curated record. NCBI's taxonomy places the organism in Eukaryota, Metazoa, Chordata, Mammalia, Perissodactyla, Rhinocerotidae. Gene Ontology annotation, cellular component: mitochondrial outer membrane. The transcript is spliced from 5 exons. Gene Ontology annotation, biological process: mitochondrion organization; positive regulation of mitochondrial fission. Bases 1219 to 2601 code for a protein of 460 amino acids.
UGCGGGUCCAGGUGCUGCCCCCUGCGUUGCUGGAGCAGCUGCAGUGGGCGUGACCGCGGGAGGGAUUCUGGACUCAGUCCCGGGGGCGCAGGGACCCGGAAAGUCUCUCUCUGCCGCUGGGCCCUACAUGGCGACCAGUGGUGGGAGGACGCCUGGGCCCUUGGGUCCUAGAGCCCGCGGCAAGCCCCAGGCCUCCUCCUGCCUCAGUUUCCUCAUCUGUGAAAUGCGUCUUAAGGUGGUUGUCAGGAACAAAUGAACAAACGCACGGGUGGCUAGAGGCAUACAGCAGGCGCUGAAUAAGUGGCGCGUUAUCAUUCCCGCUUAGAGUCAACACCCCGUCCCUGUCCGCUCAUUUAUUUGCUUGCUGGCCCCCUUGGCCGGCACAUAACAGGCCCCAAUAAAUAAUUGCCGGAUGAGCCACAACAUGCUUCGCAGGGGUGGGGGGUCUGGGGUCCCCAUUUCGCAGGAGAAAAAACCGAGGCCCGGGUGAAGUGGCCCACACAAGGUCACACGGAGCAGGCGGCACGGGUAGACCCUGAGUCAUGUCGUGUGCCCCGCGGGCCAACAGGUAAGAACAAUGGGGCCAUCAAGGCCCUCUCGCAGAGGUGACCUCAAGGAUCAGUCAGACGUGCGGGCCUCAGGGCCAGGUGCCGCCUGUCUGCCCGGGCCCCGGAAGGAACGUGAGCCCGGACAGCUUUCUCUACACCGGAGGCUCACAUUACAAGCGCACACGCGUCACAACGGGUCCUGGGGGCUGGCUUCUUCCGCAGCCGGCCAUACAGCUCAUACCACCAGCCAGGCGGGUCGCAGGCUCGGAAGGGGGCCUGCGCCUGUAAAUUCAGAGUGCAUCGGAAGUCUCGCCCCCAAUGGAGCGCGCAAACCGGUGAGGGGGCGUGGUCCUCCCACCAUUGGCUGAGCUGCGGAGUAUUUUGGAACGUGAGCGCGGGCCUCGAGCGCUCCGAUUGGAGCUAGGGCCUGCUCGUCUGCGUGCCUCGGCGUCAGCGCCCGCCCCCGGGGCCUCGGAGUUCGGUUCCCGGGUCCUCCACGUUCCAUUUCCAGGCAGGUCCGGGGUCCCGGGUCCGAGCAGGCCCGCUGCGUCCGCCGGUCGGUGCGCUGAAGCCGCGACGCAGAGCUCGGCCCCACACAGCCCCACACUUCUGGGCUCCGCACUUGUAACCCUUCCUCACCGCAGCCUCUGCCAUUUUACAGGCAGACACCAUGGCAGAGUUUUCCCAGAAACGGGGGAAGCGGCGUGACGGCGAGGUGCUGGGCAGCGCUGUGGACUUCCUCUUGGCCAACGCCCGCCUGGUGCUGGGUGUGGGCGGGGCUGCCAUGCUGGGCAUUGCCACCCUGGCUGUGAAGCGGCUCAUCGACAGGGCCACCAGCCCCCGGGACGAGGAUGAUGCCAAGGGGGACACCACAUGCCUGGAGGACAGCUGGAAGGAACUGAGCCUGCUGAAGGCCACACCAUGCCUACAGCCUCGGCCCCCACCUGCUGCCCUCAGCCAGCCCGUGUCGCCCCUGCCUCCCUCCCCCUCUGCCCCAGAGCGGCCUGCAGAUGCCGGUCCUCAGAUGCCACCUCCACUUAGCUCCCCAGCACCGUUGUGCCUGACGUUCCAGGAGAAGCUGCUGGCAUUUGAGCGGGACCACGUGACUAUCCCAGCGGCCCAUGUGGCUCUGGCCAAACAGCUGGCCGGUGACAUUGCCCUUGAGCUGCAGGCCUACUUGCGGAGCAAGUUCCCGGAACUGCCCUUCGGGGCGCUUGUGCCCAGCGGGCCACUCUAUGACGGGCUGCAGGCAGGGGCUGCUGACCACGUGCGUCUCCUGGUCCCCCUGGUGCUGGACCCGGGCCUGUGGAGCCUGGUGCCUGGCGUGGACACUGUGGCCAGGGACCCACGCUGCUGGGCUGUGCGGAGGACUCAGCUUGAGUUCCGCUCCCGUGGGAACAGCCCCUGGGACCGCUUCCUGGUGGGCGGCUACCUCUCUUCCCGUGCCCUGCUGGAGCUGCUCCGCAAGGCACUGGCCGUUUCUGUCAACUGGCCAGCUAUUGGCAGUCUUCUUGGGUGCCUGAUCCGGCCCAGCGUGGCCUCAGAGGAGUUGCUGCUUCAGGUGCAGCACGAGCACCUGGAACUCACGGUCGCGGUGCUCCCGGUGGUCACUGGUGCCGCCACCGGAGAGCGCCUUCUUUUGGCCUGGCCCCUGGAGGGGCUGGCUGGGAGCCUCUGGCUGCAGGACUUGUACCCCGCAGAGGCCGCCAGAUUGCGGGCCCUGGAUGACCACGAUGCUGGGGCCCGCCGGCGACUGCUGCUGCUGCUGUGUGGUGUCUGCCGCGGCCACUCGGCCCUGGGACGGCUGGGACGGGGCCACCUGACCCAGGUGGUUCUGUGCCUUGGGGAGGAGAAAGUGGACUGGGCCGAGGAGGCCUUGGGGGAGCGCUUCCUGCAGGCCCUGCAGUUGCUCAUCGGCAGCCUGGAGCGGGCCAGCCUGCCCUGCCACUUCAACCCCAGCGUGAACCUCUUCAGCAGCCUGAGCGCGGAGGAGAUUGAUGACAUUGGCUACACGCUGUACAGCGGUCUGCAGGCCCCUGAGCGGCUGCUCUAGAUGCGUGGGGGUAGGGCCGCUGGCGUGUGUUCUGAUGCUGAUGAGCUGUGAACUGUGAACGCCUCCCUUCCAGGAAUUUGGAGAGCACUUUUUCUCUUGCUUUAGCCAGAAUAAAGGAGAGUGUGUUACCUAAGCUCACGGGGUUAGCAUGUAUGUAGGCUACAGUCCUGCGUGCAGCCUGGAGUGCCUGCUGCUCACACCUGCCCCCUCAGCCCUCGGGGCCAGCCCCAGGACCUUCGGCUCGUCCAUCAUCACCAGCAGUGAAUCACUGAAAAACCCAGCUUCUGCGGGCCUAGGUGGGGGUAAGGCCAGCUCCGUUUUCUGUCGAGAGGCUGAGUUAGCGCUUUCUUGGGUGCCAGCUCCAGGCAUCUCGAGGCUUCUGGUGCUGGAUGGUAAACACCAUGUGUUUCAUUCGUCCCCAAAGGGCCAGGGUCACCUGGUACCCCUGGAAUACAGCUCUCUGGCUGACGUAAAGGCUGGUGUUUUCUGAUGUCAGCUGUGUGCCUAGCUUUCUUGUUGAGCUUCCUUCUCUAGCCUGGAGUGGGAGCUCAGCCUGAUGUGCUGCCCACCUCCUAUCUCGGGGAAAAUCCCUUUUCUCUCCAACUAGGUGAGUUUUCUCUUUGGGCAGCAGAGGCCCCUGGGAGAGCCCCUUCCCUGCCUGGGGAGCUGAGGUUCUCCGUGCUGCCCACCUUGCCCCGAGCCAGGGGUGUCCUUCAGCUGCUAGUGUGCCUCCCGGAGAGGCCUGGUCUGCAGGCCCGGCCUCCACAGUGCCAACAUGGACUGCUCAGCCGCCACCUGUGUUCACUGAAGCCUGGCAAAGGUGGGGGCUGAGGGAGGGAGGGUUCGCCUCCCCGCCCAGGCAUCCCUCCUGUCUUUGGUAGCCUUCCUGCUGAAGCAAAGCUAUGCCUCAAAGAAUGUGAACAAGAAUAAAAGGAAAAAUUCAAAUGUC